UUUCUCCCCAUUCAUCUGCCUCAGACGGAGAGUCACAUCACUGGGCAUAGUGUCAGAAAGAGGAGAUUCCAGCUGAAAUAAAUAUGAAAUAACAACAGAAGGGGAAUUCAUAUCUAAAGCGGCGUAUUGUUUCCUUAUCUGGGUCAGCUACGUGAGUUUUUUCGUUACAGAGUUCGGCUUUAAAAACUGUGUUCAUUUUAAUUAUGAGUUUAAUAUUACUCGCUACGUUUUCGCAAAGGAAUGAUUAAAAAAACCGUGACCAGAUUUCUCGAGUCAGACCACUUUUAACAACAGGAAUAUGGCAAAAAAUAUUAUAGACCACCAAAGGGAUGAUUUAAGCAAGGUAUCGGAUGAAGAACUGCUUAAAUGUAGCAAAGAUGAGCUGCUUAGGAGACUCCGGAAAGUGGAUAGUGAAAAGAUUAACUUGAUGGUUGAACACGGGAACAUGAUGAAGGACGUCAACCGGAGAUUACAAGUGCAUCUCCACGAAAUCCGGAGCUUGAAGGAGGUCAAUCAGAAACUGCAAGAAGAUAACCAGGAGCUUCGAGAACUGUGCUGUUUCUUGGAUGAUGAUCGGCAGAAAGGAAAAAAGCUGUCCAGGGAAUGGCAGAGAUUUGGCAGGUACACUGCCAGUGUUAUGUUGAAGGAGGUUGGUAUAUUCCAGCAAAAACUGAAAGACCUAGAAACCAACCAGGAGAGUGUGAUGAAAGAGAAUGUGGAGCUGAAGGAGAUCAUCCUCAUGUUAGAUGAUGAGAGGAAUGGAGCCGGAUCCAGGAGCUCCAUAGACAGCCAAUCCAGUCUGACCAAUCUGAACGGAGGUUCUGCUACUGUGAGGGAUGUUGGAGACGGGAGCAGUACCUCUAGCACGGGCAGUGCUGGGAGCCCUGAUCACCACCACAGCCAUAUUCACAAACCUUCAGAGGGAAAGAUCAUGUCUAUCAGGAGGUCUAUGGAUGAUCUAUCAACCAACCCUCUCCUCAGAAGCAUACCGAAUGGGCUCAAUGAUUCAUCUUCAAGCUACAUCCGCCAACUUGAGACUAAAGUCCGGAUUUUAGAGGAUGACAACAAGCAAUUGUUAUCCCAGCAGGGGAGCACGGGAGAUCUGAAGACACUUCGGAAAGGGCUGUCUCCGUAUCACUCCGAGUCCCAGCUCUCCUCGCUAUCCCAGUUUCAGGACACCUUACAGAAUGGGUCUGCGCGGAUGCCAGGAGAUGAUCUGCCGCCCCCCAUCACAGGAUACCUGCCGGCUGCACAGAAACCAGAGGCUGUUGUCCAUGCCAUGAAAGUAUUAGAAGUCCAUGAGAACCUAGACAGGAAGAUCCCGGAGGACUACGAGGAGGAUCUCAGUGAGAAAGAGAAAGCCAUUGUCAGAGAGAUGUGUAAUGUGGUGUGGCGUAAGCUCGGAGAUGCAGCAGGAUCCAAACCCUCCAUCCGCCAACAUCUCUCUGGGAACCAGUUCAAAGGCCCUUUGUAGCUUCCAUGUCAAUGACCAGCAGGGCCUCGAACAAACAAACAAAUCUGUGAAUAUGACAGGAGGAACAGACAGUCUCAGAACGGGGCAACUUCGGGAAACCACACAAAGAGCUUUGCAUCUACUGCCAGCUCCUUUCAGCCCAUGCCAUUCAGUUGAGACAUUUCAAACCUAUUACUUAUGAUGCCCUGUGGUAGUUUAACAUAUAAUGGACUCACAAUUAGCACAAGCUAAAUAAUUACUCUAUUUAUGUGCACACCAUCCAAGAAGGCAGCUUAAUGGAUUCGUUUCUCGUUCCAGAUAAGGAAUGAAAGCACACAGCUCUAACGCAGAUAAAUUCUCCAUGGAGAUACUUCUACAAGAUAGAUCCUUUCCACUUUCAGCUAAAAAGCUUUUUGAUUUUGGCAUAAGACCACUCCAUAUUAUAUAUUUUUUUUACCUUUUACACUACCGUUCAAAAGUUUGGGUUGUAUGUUUUUGAAAGAAGCCACUAAUAAUCAGCAAGGCUGCAUUUAUUUGCCUCUACAUACAGUGAAAGUAACAUUGUAAUAAUACAAUAAUAUAGUGAAAUAUUAUUACAUUUUAAAAUAGUUGUUCUGUUUUAAAAUGUAGUAUAUUCCUGCGACGGCAAAGCUGGAUUUUCAGCAGCUGUUACUCCAGUUUUCAGUGUCACAUGAUCCUUCAGAAAUCAUCCUAAUAUGCCGAUUUGACGUUCAAGAAACAUUUCUUAUAAUUAUCAAUGUUGAAAACAGUUGUGGAAUUUGAAACCAUCAAUGAAUAGAAAGUUCAAAAGAACGGUGGUUAUUCACAAUUGAAAUCUUUCGUUUUCUGCUACAUUUAAUGCAUCCUUGCUGAAUAAAAGCAUUAUUUAAAAAAAUAUAUGAAUCUUACUGACCCCAAACUUUCAAACAGUUGUUGUAUAUAUAUUUUUUUGACUUUAGCCACUCCUAUCACAUCACAAUGUGACUGUUAUCAUUACACUUAAACUCAAACAUUACUUAUAUGUACCAGCCACAAGUUCUAUUCAUUCAUCAGUGUUAAUUAUGGACCAUUAACAUAACUGAAAAACAAAACAUAACAGUAAACCUUUUAAUAACAAACAAAAAAAGUCUUUAUUUCAGGUAGUUCAUGAACGACAUAUUUUCUCAGGUUCCCAGAAAUACAUAUUCUAAAAUAAUACUGUAUACUUUAUUUUGAAUAAAUUCUAUUACCUGGAAAUAUUCAAAGGAUAUAUGCAGGUCAGCUCACCAGUUUAAGCAUUUAAUUAUUUUUAAUAUUUUUUUUAAAUAAAUGCUGCUUUCUGUGACUCCAUUUGUAUUUAAACAAAUGAAAGCAGAUUGUAGAAUCCUCUUGUAGUGAAUGGGUGCCGUCAGAAUGAGAGUCAUUGCAAUGGUGUAAAGUUAAAAUGCCUUAAAAAUGGAUUUGUUUCUUACAAACAAUUAAUGUUUUACUUUACAAUAUCAUGUGAAUUAAGAUGUUUUGAUCAGCUGUUUGAACUCUCAUUCUGAUGGCACCCAUUCAGUACCAAGUCAUGUGAUGUAAAAUUUCUCCAAAUCUUUUCCAAUGAAGAAAGAAACAAACACAUAUACAUCUUGAUGGCCUGGUUGUGAGUUAAUUUUCAGCUAUUUUUAUUUCAUUUUUUAUUUUGGCUGAACUAUUCCUUUAAAUCUGUUUGAGGUCUAAAAAUUAAGUUCUGUAUGAAAAGAACUGGAGCUGUAUUUCAGGUUCUAGAAACCGAAUAGGUGCAAUAGAGAAACUCUAUGCUGGAUGAAAUGCAAUGUGGAAGUGAUGCGUGUUUUCUGUUUAGCCUGAGGUUUUAUCAGUACACUGUUUCAGAAAGCAUUUUAAUGUCAUAAUCUGCCAUUGGAGCAUGUAAAGUACCUCAGCCAGUCACACUUUCCAUUUCCAUUUCCAUAUUCCUUUUCCCAAGCUUAACAUUUCUGCAUAAACUGAAUGAAAUCAGACCAUGCAGUAAGUGUUGAUGAAAACUGGAUCAAUUGUAAGGUUUGCAUUAUUAAUAAGCUUCUUUUGAUGAAUUUUGUGUAAAGUGUAAUUCUGCUCCAUAGGCCUAGUUCAUGAGACCCUCAGGCAACAGCUUUUUUUUGCUCAUUGUACAUGAUAUAUAGCGAAGUCUUAAGUAAAUGAGAAAGCAGUAGAUGAGAUGUCUCUUGAGUCUUAUGUAUUAUAAUGCAGAUUCAUUAUACAUGUACACAAGAACUGUCUCAAAAGAUGCUUGCUGCAUUCCCACAAAAGCUCUUUUUUAAAACCAGUAACCCAACAAGCCAUAAUUUUGUAUUGUUUGUUUAAAUCAAAGCUAUUUUGAGCAUUGCCGAAAUUCUUCUGUCGAUCUAGUUAUUUUUGUAUUAAAGUUGUAUGGAUAUUUCAUUGAAAUUGUAUAUUUAUGAGAGCACCUUUAUAGUGCUAGACUGAAAUCACAUUCGUAUUGGAUGUUUUUUUUUGUUGUUUUUUUCACACUGGGUGCAGCAGGUGGCUUUUAGCAAUAUAUAUAUAUAUAUAUAUAUAUAUAUAUAUAUAUAUAUAUAUAUAUAUAUAUAUAAUUAUUAUUAUUAUUUUGUCUGAUGUUUAUGCGAACAAAAUGAGCAGCAAACAUUUGAAUAAGUAAAGAAAAUAGUUGCAUAUUUAUAUGAAAAGGAUAUGUUAUGAAUUUGGGUCAGCAAAACAGUGUGUGCUGUUAACAACACAGUAAUAUUGUCUCUUCUAUGCUGUGAAGUGUUUCAUGUGAACAUAAAACCUAAAUCAUUGCUGUUGAACUACAUGUGAACAUAAUACCUAAAUCAUUGGUGUUGAACUGCACGCAUACAUUAAAACUAUUUUUGAAAUCCAAUUAGAAGUGUCCUUUAUAAACAGAUCUAGAAUACACAACUACUGACUUUUUGUAUUUGUUCAGUUUAAAGCAAAAAAAAAAAAAAAAAAAAAAAAAUCUGAAAUGCUGAUAUUUUCUUAUUUUCUUUUCAAAUGCACUGCUUCUUUUGUGAAUAACGAUUUGAUGUUUGAAUCUUUCAUAAAAUUCAAUGUUGUGUGUAGCUCAUCUGUAUGUGAAACACGUGAAGUUGUAUUCUAGGACAUACAAUACAUUGUAAAUAACUACUAUUAUUGUAGAAUACCUGUAACUAGCAUGCGUUUAUAUAUUUUUAAUAAGCUGUAUGUAGCUGAGAAAGGACCUGUAUUUUAGCUAAUAAAAAUUCUAAAUAAAUUGCAAAUAACCCUCUUGUAGAUUUAAAAUAAAAACGAAUCCUUCUCUUUG
Carassius gibelio (silver crucian carp) is the source of this 4736-nucleotide messenger RNA. It is a transcript of the gene ccdc85ca, whose product is annotated as coiled-coil domain containing 85C, a. The coding region runs from base 299 to 1474 and encodes 391 amino acids. The transcript is spliced from 6 exons. The record is from RefSeq and is a predicted model, not a curated record. NCBI's taxonomy places the organism in Eukaryota, Metazoa, Chordata, Actinopteri, Cypriniformes, Cyprinidae. Gene Ontology annotation, cellular component: apical junction complex.